AUGUGGGUUAUAACCUCCUCUCUAACAAGUACACUUCAGGGCCAAACACUCUUCAUGCCAAGACCAACAGGAGAAGCUCUCCCUCUUGGUCCUCCAUUAUCAAAAUCAAACAUAUCCUUUGCAAUGGAUACCAAUGGCGUGCUGGUUCAGGAUCCUCCUCUUUUUGGUUUCACAACUAGAGCUCCCACGACUCUAUUAACAACACUCGCAUCAAGUAUAACGAGAGGAUUGAAGAUGCUUUCAUUUGGAACCACAACAAAAACGGCGACUACACCGCAAAAAGUGGUUACUCUUGGUUACUUUGAUACUCGGAUUCCUCCACCACUGUCAUCUAAUUUAUCCUGGACUUGGAUCUGGAAGUUGAGAAUUCCUGAAAAAUUCAAGCUGUUGAUUUGGCUAGUUUGCCACAACGCUGUUCCAGCUUUAUCCCUGAUCCAUCACCAUCACAUAGCUCCCUCUACUACCUGUUCGAGAUGUGGGGAGGACGAUGAAACUAUCCUGCAUUGCCUUCGUGAUUGUAGUUUCUCCAAAAACAUUUGGUUUAAUCUCGAAUUCACGGCUCAGGUUUUCUUUACUGAUGGUAAUGCGAGCAGCUGGGUUAGAAACAACGCUUCAGGUAUGCUUUAUUCCACCUUCUUUGUCGGCCUCUGGUGGACGUGGAGACACCGGAACUUGAUGUGUCUAAAUCAUGAAACCUGGUCCCUACAUUGGCUCAAUUAUCAUAUCCAGAACACAGCUGAAACUAUCGUGACCUCCCUUCACUCAGUGUCGGUUCCCCAGUCAGAAAUUAUGGUUCACUGGAACAAUCUUGAUAGUAAUUGUAUAGUUCUGAAUGUGGAUGGUAGCUGUUUAGGUGAGCCUAUUCGAGCUGGGUUUGGAGGUGUUAUCCCGAAUUCUGCAGGCUUCUACAUCUCGGAGUUCUCCGGUUUCAUCGCUUCAACAACUGGCAUUUUGUUUGCCGAGCUUACUGCUAUUCAUCGUGGUCUUCUCCUAGCGGUGAAAUUGGGAAUUGAGGAUAUGCUUUGCUAUUCUGAUUCUAUGCUAUCCAUAAAACUUCUCAUCGAGCAUGCUUCCAACUAUCAUGCUUAUGCUGUUUUAAUCCAAGAUAUCAAAGACAUUUUAUCGACAACAAACUUCUCCAUUCAUCAUUGUUUUAGAGAAGGGAACCAAUGUGCUGACCUCAUGGCAAAGCUAGGAGCCACCUCUAAUGCAGACUUCUCUUCUCAUGCCACUCCUCCAUCCGACCUUUUUCCCGAGAGCUUAGGCUUUUUCUUUUCUGUUUGUUGUCUUUUAUUCUUCCUUUUUAGCUUUGUAACCAAAAUAAAAUAA
Medicago truncatula (barrel medic) is the source of this 1329-nucleotide messenger RNA. RefSeq lists its product as uncharacterized. Bases 1 to 1329 code for a protein of 442 amino acids. The record is from RefSeq and is a predicted model, not a curated record. NCBI's taxonomy places the organism in Eukaryota, Viridiplantae, Streptophyta, Magnoliopsida, Fabales, Fabaceae. Gene Ontology annotation, molecular function: RNA-DNA hybrid ribonuclease activity; nucleic acid binding. The transcript is spliced from 2 exons.